AUGUUCUCGUGCGCUCUACUCUUCGCAAUUUAUGGGUUUGUGGCCUCAGACGAGGGAACUGAAGCCUCGUUGGCGGUUGUUGUUGAUCUACACGAUUACACUAACCCUGGAAACUACAUUUGGUUUGAUAUCGCCGAAAUCAUCAUGCAUAAAGACUACAACAAAGGAACUGGAGGUUUCCCGAAUGAUGUGGCGCUCCUUCGAUUAGUACCGCAUGGACAAGAUAUCACAAAGAACAUCAUCAAGAUUGCAAGAGGAACCAAUGAUUAUACUGGCCAGAUAUGUACCAUCAGUGGUUGGGGGGUCAAGGUUGAUGGCUCUGGUGCUUCGAAACUGAAGAAAGCUGAUGUAUCUGUGUUAAGCAUGAAUCAAUGUGUGAACUACUGGGGAGAUAGGAACAUUCUUGACCAACAUGUUUGCGUCAAAGGAUACGAUACCACCGAAGGAAGCGGAUCUUGCAAUGGUGACAGCGGCGGACCAUUAGUCUGUGGAAAUGAGCUCGUUGGUGUAACAUCUUGGGGAUUCUCCGGAUGUCACCAAAACGGUGUUGUGACACACCCAAGUGUGUACGCUCGUGUUUCCUACUUCUAUGACUGGGUGAACGCUAACUGCGGAAACUGCAAUGUCUAGAUUACUUGUUUGUUUCUUGUUCUUUUACAAUUGAAAUAAAAAGCAAAGUU
Molecule: messenger RNA, 680 nt
Organism: Ruditapes philippinarum (Manila clam)
Lineage: Eukaryota; Metazoa; Mollusca; Bivalvia; Venerida; Veneridae
Product: fibrinolytic enzyme, isozyme C-like
Exons: 6
Coding region: 1-630 (209 amino acids)
Biological process (GO): proteolysis
Molecular function (GO): serine-type endopeptidase activity
Source: RefSeq, a predicted model, not a curated record